AUGCCCCUCCCGUGCCAUUUUCUCCUUGGGUCCGUCCGGCCAGUCCCGCACCGAGUCCGCCUUCACCCACACCAUGGUGUACUCCGUUACCUACCUUCUGAAGCGGCAGUCGCGCAGUCAUACCACACCCGCGCACUCAAUCUAGAGUAUAAGGAACAGGAUCAGCAGCGGCGAGAAAGAGACCAAGAAGCGUUAGAAGCACAAGAAGAAGCACAAGAGGACGAAAGAGGAAGUAGGGGACGAGGCAGAGGCAGUCAAGAGGCACAGGGUCAGGCAGAGGCUGCUGCCGCCGCCGCCGCCGUCUUUGCCAGUUACCUCAAGCCGGUCAGGCGACGUAUUGCUCUCCUCCUUGACUACCAAGGCAGGACACAGCUUGCGCUCUGCAUACCACUGACACGGGCAAUACCUGCAGACGGGACUCCCCAGUACGAACCUGGGUUGCCAGAACGAAGUUGCCAGGCCACUUACACUCGAGCGAUUGUUGCUGCGUCUUCCUUCCCGCCAGCGCAAAGUCGAUCUGGACUCUGGAACUUUUGCCUUCAAGAUAACAGAAGGCACAACUACCUCUGCUACGUCUGUCUGGUCCUUCGACUCUGCCUGACCGGAAUCUGGAGCCCUGGACAGAUUAUCCGUACGAAUCCUUUGCGACCUUUCCUAGUUGGCGGCCGAGUCAACGCAUGCUUCCCCGCCAAUCACAGCCAGCUCGUCAAGGGCCUACGGAUACAAAGACAGUUUCGACCUUUUCCCCUUGCCUUUCGGGAGUCUUGUUGGAAUCCCACUGCCAAGGAAGCCAGGCUACGGAAUACGGAUACCUGUCAGCGAAGACGUGCAGACUUGGACGCCGUUCCGCUGCAGACUGCAGACGUGCCAUCGUGCCAGCAAAGAAGGGUGGAAGAAGGGUGGAAGGGAACUUCGAACCCCCACUCUGCUGCGCUGCGCUUCGCUUCCAACCCCUCCGAUCUUCACACCCUCCAGGGCCUCAACGACUACGACUGGCGAGAGAAGAGCUGGGAAGGCGCCAAUACCGGCAAUCGCUGCACUGGUGACUGCGCAGUCUUCGUCGAGGACCACGGUCCGCCACAUACCGACCACAUCCUGUUUGUCGCACAUGCUCAGCCCUUGCGCCCCAGGUUCAGGCCCUCUUGCGACCCUCUUGCGACCCUCACUGGCAACGACACUCUGGCCAAGGACGCCCAGCUACGGUUUACCUCAUUUGUCUACGACACUAGGAGCUCGUCUACCCCUAGACUUGCUGAGCAACCGUAUACUGUCUACUCUUGCCAUCCGUCGUUGAAUCUUCCUGGGCUGUCCGACUGCUGA
Colletotrichum phormii is the source of this 1320-nucleotide messenger RNA. RefSeq lists its product as uncharacterized. Lineage: Eukaryota; Fungi; Ascomycota; Sordariomycetes; Glomerellales; Glomerellaceae. The record is from RefSeq and is a predicted model, not a curated record. The transcript is spliced from 5 exons. Bases 1 to 1320 code for a protein of 439 amino acids.